Closterium sp. NIES-67 is the source of this 3421-nucleotide messenger RNA. The record is from the annotation of a GenBank genome assembly. Lineage: Eukaryota; Viridiplantae; Streptophyta; Zygnematophyceae; Desmidiales; Closteriaceae.
AGAGCAGAAGCAGACAUUGCAACUAGAAAAGCAGGUCGAGCUAGAGACAUGUGAUACUUGCAUUUCUAGCGUCGACAGCCGCCCAUCGCCGGCCGACCGGUAGCCGUCAGUGGCGUUUCGCCACGGUUAAUUCUGAGCCGUCUCGGAAGCCGGAUAGCGUAGCGACGAACUUCCGCCAUGGGAUCGGCGCGCGUUUCUGCGAUCCCGCUCGCGCUCCUGUGCUGCCUUGUCGCCGCGCAUCUAACCCCGGCUGCAGGCGCGGACGAGGAGCCAAUCAUAGUGCCGGAGAUGGUGGAGGGGGCGGCCCCAGCGGACGGCGGGGCAGAAGCAGAAGGCGCAGCGCUGGUGGACCGAUUAGUGGAUAUGGAGACAGCUCUUAGCGAGCAGAUGGAGAAAGGACUAGCCAUAGCGGAGGGGACAGAGGCGGAGCUGGUGGACGAGAUAGAGAGGGACGUGGCGCUGCUGGAAGACAUGGUGGCGCACGCCAACGCCACGCUGUCGGAACGUGCCACCAUCAUAGCACAGGCGCUGCUGGAGCGAGUUGCCGGGGUCGAGGCGUUGAUUGCCAAGCGAACAGCAGCAGGCACUAGCUUGCCCUCAGUCACAUCAGCUCGCGAGGGCAUACUCGCUACAGUCCCACUCGAUAAGAGCAUAAACCGCUCCGAUCUAAACGACUCGUUUCUCAACUACCACAAAACCAUUUACCCUGGACAAGUGAAAUUUCGCUGCCUGGGUGAGCCCUGCCCGAACUUUGGCUCCUGCGGGGAAGCCUUUCCCAACAUCCGCGCCUGCUACCGCCCGGACUUCGCCGACGAAAUUUAUUACCGCCCGGACCAGCCGGAAAACUGCCCGAAACUGUCGCACGCGAACGAGUCGGGGGAGCUGGGGGCGGACCCGCGGUGCACACACAAGACGGACCACCACUGGCACGACGCGUUUGUGUUCCAGUUCUUUGAGAUGAAAGACAUGUUCAUCAACGUCAACGGGUUGGUGUUCAACCGCUCCCUGCACUUUGACCGCCACGGUUGCUUCAGAGACCUUGAUUUUGACUACAAGGCAGGCGAAUCGCAGGUGCUGAAGCUGCACCGCGUGGUAUCCCUGGCGUACAACCACGCGGUGGCGUUCUACCACUCGCUGGUGGAGUUCUUCCCGCAGUUCCUCAUCCUCGCGGAUCUCCUCAGAGCCAACCCCGACAUCCCCAUCCUCUUCCGCCGCAGCCAGCUGUCCUUCUACAACGAGAUGGUGCGGCACUUGGUGGGGCUGGAGACGACUCAGAUGAACCUCAUAGUGGUGGAGGACACCAAGAGAUCCAACAUCAUGCACGCCGAUAUUGUCUACCAGCCUGUGUACCAAGGGUGCGGCAAGCCCAGCCCGGGCUUGUGGCGCCAUCUCCGCCUCAACUUCCUCCUUCCCCCCGAUGGCCUCCCGCUCUUCUCUGCCCCCUGGCGUCUCCGCGCCCACUCCCCGGGGCCCUGGUCCGACGCCCGUGCUGCCGUGCUGCCGAAUGACUGGGUGGUGGUGAUGGCGAGGCGCCCGGGGAACACACGGAAGAUGGUGGGCUUUGAGGGGCUUCUUGCCGCGGUGGAGGAAAUGUUUGGGAAGGAGAGGGUGGUCAUUUUCAAUGGGUCGCUGCCCAUCUUAGACGCCAAGGCCCUGUUCAACCGGGCAGCGGUGUACAUCGCCUCACACGGAGCAGCCAUGGCGAAUCUGGUCUUCAUGCCUGCUUCCUCCUGUGUGCUCGAGAUCCGCCCAAGAGACUACCUCAACGCCUGCUACCACCACCUUGCAUCCGCUUCCCAGCAGAAAUACUUUCUAGUCUUCGGUAACGGGACAAAGGACUCGCCGCUCGAGUUUCACCUGCCCGACGUGCUGCCCGUGCUGAAAAACAUUUCGGACUAUACCGUUAGGAGGAUUCGGGAGCAGGAGGAGGAUCCUUUGCUAGAGGAAGGGAGGGAGUGGGUGGAGAGGAUGGCUGAGGGAGGAGGGAAAUCGCCGAGGGAAAUGGGGUUUGUUACUCCGAUCGAUGAGGGGGUGGUGAAGGAAGGGACAAUGAGCGAAGAUUUUAUCCGUAAGGAAAUGGACAAUUUGCACCUCAACAUCGGGUCGUCGCACUCCCCGAGAAUGAUUUCGCUUGAGUGCCCGGGUAACUCCUGCCCGGAUUUCUCAGGCAGCUGCGACGUGCGGCCGGAUGCGUCUGCGUGCACGCCGGCUGCAGCAUGGAGGGACGAGGGGUUUGUGAAGCCGCCCGUGCCGCUGAACUGCCCGAAGGAGGAUCGGUCGCACAUGGGGCCCGAGGGGCGCAACGAGAGCUGCUCUCACGCCCCUGACUUCUUCUGGUUCGAGUGGCAGAUCUUCCAGGUGUACAAGCUGCGCAACGUUUACAUAAACGAUGAGGGGUUGAUGUUUAACAAAACGACACACUUCCACCGCGAGGGCUGCAACUGGGACAGCGAGUUUGAGUACAAGAAAGGCACCAAGAUAAAGAAGGUCAAGAGGGUGGUGAACCUGGCGUAUCGUCAGGCGUCCUCCUUCUACCACGGACUCAUCGAGUGGAUCCCCCAGUUUCUGCUCCUCGCGUCCACCCUCAACACUGCCCCCACGAUGCCGCUGCUCGCCCACGCUGGCCAGUGGGACUUCUACCAGCACGUGGCACAGCCGCUGCUGGGUAAGGACCUCUCAAGGACGGCUCUCCUCAAUAUCAGCGACGGGGAGAUCUGGUUUGCAGAGGAGGUCUACGUGCCCUUAUACCAAGCAUGCGGCAAGGCGAGCCCCUCCUUCUGGACUGACUUCCGCCACCGCUUCCUGCUGCCGCCCAAAGGCCUCCCAGUGUUCCGCAACAACCAAUGGGACACGCGCCACGUCAGCGCCCUGAACACCGCCAACGCCUCUGUGGUCCCCCCUGAUUGGCUCGUCGUUGUCGCCCGCCGCCCGGGGACAAAGAGGACGAUCGACAAGUUUGACGAGCUUUUGGAGUCAAUAAUAAAAAUAUUCACCCACAGGCGCGUGCACGUGUUUGAUGGGUCUCUGCCCAUCCUUCAAGCACGAAAUCUGUUUCGCAGGGCUCGCCUCUUUGUAGCCGGUCAUGGGGCUGCUAUGGCCAACAUGGUCUUCAUGCCCGCCAAUGCUACAGUACUGGAGAUCCGGCCGGAUAAAUACGAGAAUGCGUGCUAUCAUCACCUGGCACAUGCGUGCGAGCUGCGGUACUAUCUAACCUUCGGCAAAGGGGAUUUUGAGAGUUCCGUUCAAGUGAACGUUGGGGAAGUUUCUGCCAUCUUGCAAGGAAUUAGCGAUGGGUUUGCACCACUACCAGGCGAGGAGCACCCUGACUUUAGCUGAGUAUGUUGUGAGCCAUGUUCAGUGGUGUAACCCUUGUAUAAGUUGACAUUUGUAUUGCUGUACUUAAGCAGCAAUUGAAGGAACA